AUGUCUCUUGAGAGGAAAAGCGACAUUCUGUUUCAUUACAAGUCUUUUGUUAAAGUAGGGGAAUCGGAAAGAUAUAUUAUAACUUACAAUUUAUAUGACGAUGAAGAAAUUCCUUCAGAUAUUUCCUUAGACUCCCUGUGGAUUAGAAUAAAGAAUGUUGAACCUCUGUCAUUUAGGGCAGGCUACCUUAUGGGACCGUUUAUAUUGUACUGUGACUUACGUACAGAGAAAUAUCAUCAUUCUCAAAAAAUAGUUGCAUCUGUAGAUCAGCCUCGAUUCGAGCCAAAUCUGCAAGCUCAACAACAUUGUUUGGCAGAGUUGUCUCUUCAUAAUAUACAAAAGAAGUAUGUUUGGGUUGUCGAUGUUGUCAGUCAAAUUAUCUUCGCUACAAAUACAAGUGUCUCCUUCGAGAUAUCUAUAGGGAAAUCAGUAGAGUCCUUAAAUGAUACCACAGAUUUGCUACCCCAACUUCAUUCCUUUUCAAAUAAGCUAUUGGUUAAUAGGCUCACUUCACUAGAUCUAUGGAAAUUACCCACUCAGUUAAGUCUAAAACAACCAAAGAAAAAACAUCUUGUCAUUUUGACUCAUGGUCUACAUUCAAAUGUAACAAAUGACAUGGUUUAUAUUCAAGAACAGAUAUACAAGGCGCAAGAAAACUAUUCAAAUGAACAGAUUAUUGUUGAUGGCUAUCCUGGAAAUGUCUGUGACACGGAAAAAGGUAUCAAGUAUCUGGGAUCUAGGGUAGCUGAGUAUAUUAUCGGCCGAUUAUAUGACGAAUCUGUCGUGAAAAUAUCCUUCAUAGGACAUUCUCUCGGUGGACUUGUUCAAACAUUUGUUAUUGCUUACUUGGCGGCUGUAUAUCCAUGGUUUUUUGAGAAAGUGAAGCCAAUCAAUUUCAUUGCAAUUGCAUCACCCUUAUUGGGAAUAGUCACCGAUAAUCCAGCAUUUGUAAAAUUAUUAUUGUCAUUUGGCGUAAUAGGUAAAACUGGGCAGGAUCUCGGUUUAGAUGGCCAGCAAAGUGAUCAAUUACCUCUUUUGUAUUUACUGCCAGGGGAACCGGUGAGAUCCGUACUUUCUAAAUUCAAAAGAAGAACCAUUUAUGCCAAUGCAAUCAAUGAUGGGGUAGUACCACUUUAUUCUUCAUCGCUAUUAUUUUUGGAUUAUGAUGAUAUUUUAAAACAAUUGAAAUUGAAGGAGGGCAAAUCAAAUGUUGAUGAUAUUGAAGAUAAUAUAACAGUUUCUCAAAAUACAGCAUUUUUCAAUAAGAAUUUUGUCUCUCCAAUUACAAAGAUGCUAAGUAUAUGGGCACCACAAAAGUUUCCAGGUUCAAACCCAAAAUUGCCAAAAGUUUCAAUGAUUGAAACAGCUACAUCGAUUCUACUGCCUCCGUUGCCUGAUAAAUCUUUUAUUAUGGAUCCUGACUCUAGAGAUAAUGCUAUUGUACAUGACAAGUUAUAUACUGAGUCUGAUAUCCCUGCCGAAGAACUUAAGGCAGAGCUUGAUUUCUUUAAUAGCAAAAAUAUUCUCUUGCAAUCAUUUGUUGACGGUAAUGGAGUGCGUAAAAGAUAUCAACACUUAGAACAAAUGAUUGCAAGGCGCUGGCAUAAAGGCUUAUCAUGGAGAAAGGUUAUUGUUGCUUUGAAACCCGAUGCUCAUAACAAUAUAAUGGUAAGAAGAAGAUUUGCAAAUGCUUAUGGUUGGCCCGUUAUAGAUCAUUUAGUCUCUGAACAUUUCAAUGGGACUGAUAAUGAUACUGAUGAGGAGGUGGAGGAAGAACUCUCUGUCGAGGCAGAGGAAGUAAUAAGGAGCCAAACCGAUAAAAAUACUGAUAGUGAUCAUAGCUGGGUUACAAGUGUCGAUGAUUUACAUAUCUUCGAUGAAGGCCCCACUGGUAUGAUCUCAACUGUUAGUGAAAUGGUGGAAGCAUUCGCUAGGAAAAAGUUCUCAAGUAUGACAGGCAUUGAUGGCCCCGACAAUAAUAACUCUGAAGAUGCUGUUUUAAGAUUUCAAGAAAAUAAUAAUGAUUUACUUCAACAAUAG
Molecule: messenger RNA, 2040 nt
Organism: Kazachstania africana CBS 2517
Lineage: Eukaryota; Fungi; Ascomycota; Saccharomycetes; Saccharomycetales; Saccharomycetaceae
Gene: ROG1
Product: putative lipase ROG1
Exons: 1
Coding region: 1-2040 (679 amino acids)
Molecular function (GO): monoacylglycerol lipase activity
Source: RefSeq, a predicted model, not a curated record